Messenger RNA from Homarus americanus (American lobster), 1240 nucleotides. RefSeq lists its product as uncharacterized. NCBI's taxonomy places the organism in Eukaryota, Metazoa, Arthropoda, Malacostraca, Decapoda, Nephropidae. The coding region runs from base 109 to 519 and encodes 136 amino acids. The transcript has 3 exons. The record is from RefSeq and is a predicted model, not a curated record.
ACAACCUCCUCACCCGCCCACCACACUAACCUCCAUCCAACUCCUCCCACCACCAGUCCACUCCGGCUCACCACCACGAGCAGUAUACUUGGCGUCCAACUCUCCAAGAUGUCAUCCCUCGCUUCAUUAUUGAUGGUGGUGUUGGCGGCGUGUGUGGUGAUGCAGGUGUCAUGUCGUCCACGUACUCCUGAAGCUCCCGCCGUGGAGGUUGUUGACGGCGACGGUAAUGUUGUGUCUCAUCAGCCUAUCCCCAGCGAGCAGUACGGAUACAUCGUGGGCGACCUACAGGUGUGGUCUCAUGACAUUGACAUCAGUCGGCCCAGGCCCAAGAAGAAGAAACCAUCAGGUCCCAGAGCCUCGGCCCUGAUAUCUGGACCGGCGGAGACCUCCCUGAACGUGGGCCCCGGGACAGCCGUGGGCGCUGAGCUGGCCAUCGGGUCGUCGCCUGCUGUCGCUGUCUCCGGCGCCACCCUUACCUUCAACACUCCUGCCCAGGUCGUCCCUGUUGUUGGACCCUAGCCUUCAACAGCUAUUCUGCAGUUCACUGAAGCUCCAUACUAUCCCUCCUUAAAUAAACUGAAGCUCUAUUCUAUUCUCCCAGUUCACCAAGUUCCACUUUAUUCCUCUUCCAGUCUGUUAGGGGCUCCCUCACAAGACUAUUGCCCGUGUAACAGAGCCCUAUCAGCCUAGCUUAGUUAGUGCUUUAAGCCGGCCCCAGUGAGAGGCAGUUCAUGAGCAGAUGAAAUAAUUUACCAAUGAUAAAUUUUUUAGUUGAAAAUUUUAUAAAUACAGAUUCAACUAAUUAUCGAAUUUGAAAAGAUAUUUAACAACACUUUCUUAUAUAAAUCAAUAAAUAACUGAAGAUAUCCCCAACUUGAGAAUUUCCCUGUUGGUAGUUUUGGAGGCUUCAUUCGUAACGAUGGUAUUUUUUUUUUAUGAAAAUAUAUAGUGAUGUCGUAGUUCCGAAUGAAAUCUUUAAAUGAUCUCCAUAAAAUAAACAAGUUUUCUGAUGGUGAAAAUUAGUUGUGAUAAACAAAAUAUACCUGUAUGUGUAAUGUCAAAAAAAAUGGGGGCAUUUAGGACAAGCUUCGCAGCUACGGAAUUUUACAGUAGUGGCCAUUCAUAUUCUGAUGCUGUCAUGUAUUUAGUCUCGGAGUAGGAGUAAACCAACGCUGAUUGUAAUGUGUCCUCUGCUGUGUCCACCAUGUGAUAUAUUAUGUCCAAUAAACAAUGAUCACAC